Molecule: messenger RNA, 129 nt
Organism: Rodentolepis nana
Lineage: Eukaryota; Metazoa; Platyhelminthes; Cestoda; Cyclophyllidea; Hymenolepididae
Source: the annotation of a GenBank genome assembly
AUGAGCGUAAUCGUUAAUUACGCUGACCAUAACGAGGCUCUCAGGGUGGAAGUGGUUCAGCUCUGUUUCUCAAUUGUGAAACCCGAAAAUAAACUUCUAAUUGACGUACGUUUAAAGCUUAAAUGUUAA